Mesorhabditis spiculigera is the source of this 690-nucleotide messenger RNA. NCBI's taxonomy places the organism in Eukaryota, Metazoa, Nematoda, Chromadorea, Rhabditida, Rhabditidae. The record is from the annotation of a GenBank genome assembly.
AUGCGGCGAUUAUUAAUCUUCCUACUCUGCAUCCAACGGAUAUGGGCCGCACUCGACACGGCGGCCGUAAUCUCCAUUCAAAAUGAACUCAACAAACAUGCCCAAGAACUGGAGAUGCUUUUAGAACACGUCAAAAACCUGAACAUCCGUGUCACCGACCUCGGCAGACCUGGCUCCCCUGGCAUUAAUGGCUCCCCCGGCUUUCCCGGAUCUAAAGGAGCCAAGGGAGACAAUGGAGAAGAUGGCAUGCCUGGAAAACCUGGUAUGCAAGGAAUGCCCGGGAUCAAGGGGGAUUUGGGCCCGAUUGGACCUGCCGGAUUGAAGGGUGAUAAGGUGCAUUUUAGGGAUUUCCUGGGACGAAAGGAGAUCGAGGAGAAACUGGAGCGCCUGGUGGGAAGGGAGAUCCAGAUCGGCUUGCCCGGCCUGAAGGGUGAUGGCGGUCCUCCUGGAUAUCCUGGUGCCAAGGGUGACUCCGGAAAAGAUGGACUUCCUGGUCUUCCGGGCUGGCUCGUCAACGACAAAGGAUACUGUAUUCUCGCACUUGGAAAUUGCCCACCCUCCUUCACUCAAAUUGGAGCUUAUCAGACCCACGUCGAGAACUACCGAUUCGGCGACUAUUCCCUCGUCAAAACCGCCUCCGUCGGCGGAAAUGAAGAGCAAUUUGCCUUGAAAGUACACGCCUGCUGCCGA